Messenger RNA from Strongyloides ratti, 1026 nucleotides. Its product is annotated as Basic-leucine zipper domain-containing protein. Lineage: Eukaryota; Metazoa; Nematoda; Chromadorea; Rhabditida; Strongyloididae. Gene Ontology annotation, molecular function: DNA-binding transcription factor activity. The record is from RefSeq and is a predicted model, not a curated record. Gene Ontology annotation, biological process: regulation of DNA-templated transcription. The coding region runs from base 1 to 1026 and encodes 341 amino acids. The transcript is spliced from 2 exons.
AUGGCUGCACCACCAUCUGCUGAUGAUCUUAUACAAAGAUCUUUCUUUUCUAGUAUUUUUAAUGUAAGAUUAAAAACUAACAAAUAUAGUCAAAAUCAUGUAGAUUCAUCAAGAUAUACCUACAAAGAACCGAUGGUACGUUACAAUGAAAUUGACGAAAGGAUUGUACGAAAUUCGCAAAUAUCAGAAUACAUGGUUGAAGUACCAAAUAAUAUAUCAAAUGGUUAUUCUCAAAAUCAGUCAAACCAGUUAAAUUGCUUACCUAUAAAUGAUAAUAUUAAUACAGAAAUUUAUAAACCUCCAGUACCUUUAAAUAAUAAUUGUAAUGAUGAUAUAUUACUUGUUCCUUCUGAUAAUAUAUCAACAGAUAUAAUGUCACCACAAGAAAUUUAUAAUGAAAUUAUAACAGAAACUGCAGAAUUUGAACAUUCAAAAUAUUUCAAUAAUGAAAAUCAAUAUUAUAAUCAAGAUACAAUUGUUUCAGGAAUUGAACCUUCUUAUCCAAUUGUACCUCUUAAUAAUAAUUCUGAUUUAUCAUUACAAACAUUACCCCAAAAUAACAAUGAACUUUAUUUAAAUUAUAAUACAACAGAAACAUUAGAAAAACCAAUAGCUUUACAAAAUCAAAAUUAUGAACUAAAUAAUCAAGUAGCACAACGAGUAACAGAAUAUAUUACUCCAUAUAUAAAUAUUAAUCAAAAUAUAAAUUUAGAACAAAUAAUAAAAGUUGUUAUUGCAACUAUGAAAGAAUCAACAAUAUUUCCAUUAAUAACACAAUCAAAUAAAAAUAAUCCAUCAAAAUAUCAAAUGCAACAUCAUGAAUCACCAGAAGCUAUUCUUCAAAGAAAACGCCAACAAAAUAAUGAAGCAGCUGCAAGAUAUCGUCAACGUCAAAAAGAAGCUAAAAAGAAAUUUAAUAAAGAAAUUAAUUUAGUUAAAGAAAAAAAUUGUUUAUUAAAAAAGCAAGUAGCGAUGCUUGAAAAAGAAAUAAAACUUAUUGAAAAUGUUCUAAUUAAAAAUAGUUAA